UAAUCAAAUCGAAAUGUCGCGAGCAAUCACACCAGCAGUUCCGAGGAGAAGUUUUCGAAAAGAAGCGAUUGUGACAGUUGCUGCUGUUGGAAUUGCGAUUGUUGUUUGGAAUUUCAGAGAUAAAAUUUCUGAUUUUUGGAAUUAUUUGGCUUUUUCGCGUCCCACAAACUCGGCUCCAACUUCGGAACGCGAGAAAAUCGAUCCAUCCAAGACUGCUCCUGAAUCAUGGGAUGCUCAAAAGUCUGCUGACAUUGCUCCCGAGUCUGUAAAGGUUCCAGCGUCAGAUGAGAAGCAUGAACAGCCAACUGAGCAACAACCAAAGGAGAUUGUCGGAAACCUUGCACCGGAAUCCACCGAAAAGAAUGCACCCAGCUCAUCCGUCUAUGUUGGUCUUCCGAAAGCGGAUCCAGCUACCGUAUCCGCAUCGAUUCCACCAUCCCAAUGGCCUGGAGCAACAAUGCCUCAAUGAAUGAACCUUCUUUUCUUUUUGCAACAAUAAAUACAUUUUUAGUC
Messenger RNA from Caenorhabditis elegans, 513 nucleotides. RefSeq names its product Energy transducer TonB (gene ZK546.4). The transcript is spliced from 2 exons. The record is from RefSeq and is marked reviewed. NCBI's taxonomy places the organism in Eukaryota, Metazoa, Nematoda, Chromadorea, Rhabditida, Rhabditidae. The coding region runs from base 14 to 469 and encodes 151 amino acids.